AUGCUGCCUCCUACAGUAGAAUUUUGCAAGGGAUCUCUGCAUUCAAAGACUUUUUAUUCACCAGUCCCUGAACAGAUUGCCCAAUGCAAAGAUAACGAUGAUAAUGACAAUGAAAACGACCAAAUUAUACUUGGGGUUGAUGAAGCAGGUAGGGGACCAGUACUCGGGCCAAUGGUUUACGGCAUAAGCUACUGUACAAAACAAUUUCAAGAUGAAAUUCUCAAACCAAACUAUGGAUUUGAUGAUUCCAAAAAACUGUCAGAUUUGGAACGUCGCCGAUUGUUCAGUAAAAUAUACGGAGAAAAUGGAGAAGUUGCAGAGAUCGCAAAUGUUGGAUAUGCUGUAACUGCGAUUACCCCUGCUGAUAUAUCAAGCGGUAUGCUUCGAUAUCCAGCUAAUGCCAAUUAUAAUCUAAACGAGCAGGCUCAUGAUGUCACCAUUGCAUUGAUAGAAGGUGUAUUACAGAGGGGUGUAAAACUGCAUCACGUUUAUGUGGAUACUGUAGGUCCGCCAGCAAGUUAUCAAAAAAAACUAGAGCAAAAAUUUCCCCACAUUAAAUUCACCGUUGCUAAAAAAGCCGAUUCGCUAUACUGUGUAGUCAGCGUUGCAAGUAUCGUUGCUAAAGUGACGAGAGAUAUUUUACUUGAACAAUGGGCCCAGCAGGUAUCACCACCUGAGGCAGGCCCUCUUGGUUCAGGAUACCCAGCAGAUGCAAAAACUACAGCAUGGCUAAGGAAUACAAUGAAACCAUUGAUGGGGUGGGAUCCCCAUCUAGUUAGAUUUUCUUGGCAGACAAGUGAAACUCUUUUGGACAACAAAGGUAUUCAAAUAGAAUGGGAAGAAAAGAGUAAAUCGAAACCCGUCUGGGCCGGCAAGAGUAUGUUACAGGCUGAAAGAAAACCGCUCACCCUCGACAGUUGGUACGGUUAA
Molecule: messenger RNA, 930 nt
Organism: Zygosaccharomyces rouxii
Lineage: Eukaryota; Fungi; Ascomycota; Saccharomycetes; Saccharomycetales; Saccharomycetaceae
Gene: RNH201
Product: ribonuclease H2 catalytic subunit RNH201
Exons: 1
Coding region: 1-930 (309 amino acids)
Biological process (GO): DNA replication, removal of RNA primer; mismatch repair
Cellular component (GO): ribonuclease H2 complex
Molecular function (GO): RNA-DNA hybrid ribonuclease activity; RNA binding
Source: RefSeq, a predicted model, not a curated record